Molecule: messenger RNA, 1494 nt
Organism: Spodoptera littoralis (African cotton leafworm)
Lineage: Eukaryota; Metazoa; Arthropoda; Insecta; Lepidoptera; Noctuidae
Source: the annotation of a GenBank genome assembly
AUGUCUCUGGAGAUGGAGGAGUUAACUGUAACCACCGGCGAUGUCUUCGAGGAUUUCCUGAUCGUCUUUCGUCGAUGUUUGGCAAAGUACUUGGACAUUGGCGAGGAUAUGAACGUGCCCGAUGACUUCACCCAAAGUGAGUUGCAGACAGGCAAGUGGUGGCGACAUCUGUUAGCCGGAGGCAUUGCAGGAGCAGUCAGCCGGACCUGCACGGCUCCAUUAGAUAGACUCAAAGUAUUUCUACAGGUUAACCCAAUUAGGGAAAAUAUGGGUGGAUGUUUAGUAAAAAUGAUAAAUGAGGGAGGUAUUAGCGGCUUAUGGCGAGGUAAUGGCAUUAAUGUAAUUAAAAUAGCACCCGAAUCGGCCUUGAAGUUUGCCGCCUACGAACAAGUGAAAAGACUUAUAAAAGGAGAUAAGCGAGCCAAUCACCCCUUGGAAAUUCAUGAGCGCUUUGUAGCUGGUGCAAUGGCGGGUGCGAUGGCCCAAACUGUGAUCUAUCCACUAGAGGUGUUGAAAACAAGAUUAGCUUUAAGAAAGACGGGCCAGUACAGCGGGAUACUAGACGCUGCAAGGAAAAUAUAUUUAAGGGAAGGGCUUAAGUGUUUCUAUAAAGGAUACAUUCCAAAUAUAUUGGGCAUAGUGCCGUACGCUGGUAUUGACCUUGCCGUCUACGAGACACUGAAGAAGAAGUACAUAAGCAAAUACCAAGCUCACAACGAGCAGCCAGGCAUGUUGCUGUUACUGGCGUGUGGCAGCGCCUCCUGCACGCUCGGACAAGUCUGCUCAUACCCUCUGGCACUCGUCCGGACGCGAUUGCAAGCUCAAGAAAAAGCAGCACAUGGCGCGGAAGGCACAAUGCGCGGUGCGUUCCGCGAGAUAGUCCAACGCGAGGGCUUGAGGGGUCUAUACCGAGGCAUCACUCCGAACUUCAUCAAGGUUAUCCCGGCCGUGUCCAUCUCGUACGUGGUGUACGAGUACGCGAGCCGGUCGCUCGGCGUGAAUAUGACGUGAUCGCGCCGCAGGCCCGCGGCUGCUGACGUCACGCGGCCGGCACGCGACAUCCCCGUCGCGACCGUUCCGCCCCAACGCUCGAGCUCAAACUCGCAUCACAUUCUAAUUUAAGCAUAUUAGCAAAUUGCAUUUCGUUGUACAUAGCUCUUGUGCAUGUUAAGUCUUAUUUAUUCUGUGUACGUAUGUGACAUAUUCCAAUUUAUUUAAUUAUUUCGAAAGGAUAUUGUAAUCGUUUAAGCUUGUAAUUAUGUAGCGAACCAUUGGUUGCAUUUGGUGGUAAAAUUGAGGUGGAUAGAGUAAAACGACACCGACCAGAAGUCGGUCACACAACCUGUGAUUACAAUAAAUUAUGUAUUUUUUUAUUUUAUUUUUAUUUAUUUUUCUAUUUAUUAUCCUCACGCACUCUCUCUAAUUAGACCGUCCAAUUAUAUAACAAGUAUUAAGUUUACAACAGCAUUGUUGCCCAUCUGAUUUGAAAGAGUG